CCCUUGCUGUGAGGAAUUAGGAAAUAUUCCCCCGGUGAAAAUACACAGAGAUAUAUCCAAGACUCCUCACACCGUAAUCAGCUUUUAAGGCAGACAGACAAACAGCACCCAGGAUGAAGAAUCUUCUGCAGUGUGUGGCGCUCUGUGCCGUUGUCUCUCUCUGUAUCUGCUACGACUCUCAUGAAAGCACAGAGUCCCUUGAAGAUUUGUUUGUGAGCCCAAACCAAGCCAACUCUUUCAUAACGCCAUCGAGGGGCCAAGGAGGAAACCCCUUCAACUACUACAACUUGAUGAGGAAGGUGAAGUCUCCAGCAGAGAGGCGUGCAGAGAUCUGCGAGGACUACUCUCCCUGCCGCUUCUACGCUUAUCAAAACGGCUAUCAGCAGGCCUACCAGAGAUACUUUGGGGCCAGAAAUCCAGCCCAGAAUCCAGGCCAGAAUCCAUCCGCGGCCCGUCGAUACUAAGCAAAGUCUCAGUCUGGCUACUGCAAAAA
Messenger RNA from Myripristis murdjan (pinecone soldierfish), 493 nucleotides. It is a transcript of the gene mgp, whose product is annotated as matrix Gla protein. Gene Ontology annotation, molecular function: calcium ion binding. The record is from RefSeq and is a predicted model, not a curated record. The transcript has 5 exons. NCBI's taxonomy places the organism in Eukaryota, Metazoa, Chordata, Actinopteri, Holocentriformes, Holocentridae. The coding region runs from base 114 to 464 and encodes 116 amino acids. Gene Ontology annotation, cellular component: extracellular region.